AUGGGCAACAAGCAGACGGUCUUCACUCCUGAGCAGCUGGAAGCAUACCAGGACUGCACUUUCUUCACAAGGAAGGAGAUCAUGAGGCUCUUCUAUCGCUACCAGGACCUGGCCCCCCAGCUUGUCCCCCUCGACUAUACCAGCUGCCCAGACGUGAAGGUGCCCUACGAGCUCAUUGGCAGCAUGCCUGAGCUGAAGGACAACCCCUUCCGCCAGAGGAUCGCCCAGGUCUUCUCUGAGGAUGGGGACGGCCAUAUGACCUUGGACAACUUCCUGGACAUGUUUUCUGUGAUGAGCGAAACAGCUCCCCGUGACCUCAAGGCAUACUAUGCUUUCAAAAUUUAUGACUUUAACAACGACGACUACAUCUGCGCGUGGGACCUGGAGCAGACGUUGACCAAGCUGACUCGGGGGGAGCUGAGUGCCGAGGAGGUGAGCCUGGUGUGCGAGAAGGUGCUGGAUGAAGCCGAUGGAGACCACGAUGGGCGGCUGUCCCUGGAAGACUUUCAGAACAUGAUCUUGCGGGCACCCGACUUUCUCAGCACCUUCCACAUCCGCAUCUGA
Messenger RNA from Cynocephalus volans (Philippine flying lemur), 564 nucleotides. Its product is annotated as calcium and integrin-binding family member 3. Lineage: Eukaryota; Metazoa; Chordata; Mammalia; Dermoptera; Cynocephalidae. The transcript is spliced from 6 exons. Gene Ontology annotation, molecular function: magnesium ion binding; calcium ion binding. Bases 1 to 564 code for a protein of 187 amino acids. The record is from RefSeq and is a predicted model, not a curated record. Gene Ontology annotation, biological process: calcium ion homeostasis.